Molecule: messenger RNA, 4434 nt
Organism: Chanos chanos (milkfish)
Lineage: Eukaryota; Metazoa; Chordata; Actinopteri; Gonorynchiformes; Chanidae
Gene: gigyf1b
Product: GRB10 interacting GYF protein 1b
Exons: 24
Coding region: 740-3919 (1059 amino acids)
Biological process (GO): insulin-like growth factor receptor signaling pathway
Cellular component (GO): cytosol
Molecular function (GO): protein binding
Source: RefSeq, a predicted model, not a curated record
UUUAAAAAAACAACAUUUCGUUAUAGGUUAUAGUUAUUAAAGGCAAGUGCAAAGAACAUAUAUAUACCUUUAUCAUCUGCUGGUUACUUCGAAGCACGCGCGUGCUAAAAGUGGAUUCUUGGAUCGAGGUUUAAGUUUGAAAAAUAAAAUUCUGGCUUGCUAGCUAGCCUGCCGUUGCUAGCUAGCUAGCUGGCUCGCUUUCCCUUGGUUCACCAAUAAGGUGUAUGAAAGAGAGCAUCUGAAGCUGUGCUUCUGUAGAAAUAUUAUUGAAGAGAAAAGGAUAAAGAGAACAACACAGACCAAGAAGGAGAGAAAUAAAAAAGAGAGAGACACUUGGCAAUAGAGGGAGCAGUAUAAACUGCCCUGUUCCAUUCCCUCACCUUAACUCUCAUAAAUGUUCAUGCUGCCACACAAUAAUCGUCAAUAGUAGUUUUUCCUCUGGUAUCGUCUUUAUUUAGCGGAAGGUUCCGGAGAAUCACUAAUUAUAGUGAACUAUUGAAUUUGGCCUGAUCUCCAUUGGCCCAUUUCCCCCUUUCCUUAUAUUUGGCAGCUAUUUUUGCUCAUUGUCCCAGAGCUCUGCCCAACAAAGUCCACCUCAGCACACAGAAGAACCAAAUAGCCUCUAAAAAAAAAAAAAAAAAAUAUAUCAACACCUCAUCUGGUCUUUCCCUUUCCGCUCUGGUCCUAUCCAGUCCUAUCCUUUGGACACGAAAUUUUGAGCCCCGUGGACAAGAGGAAUAUGACUGCUGAGACACUUAACUUCGGUCCAGAAUGGCUCCGUGCACUAUCCAGAGGGGGGAGUGUGACAUCCCCUCCUCCUUCCCCAGCAAUGCCAAAGUCCAAGCUGGCCGAAUAUCGCUACGGCCGCGAGGAGAUGUUAGCACUUUAUGUCAAAGAUAACAAGGUCCCAGAGGAUAUGCAGGAUAAGGAGUUUGCUGCUAUCCUCCAGGACGAGCCUCUGCAGCCUUUGGCUCUGGUGCCUCUGACCGAGGAGGAGCAGAGGAACUUUUCCAUGUCUGUGAACAGCGUGGCUGUGCUCAGGCUCAUGGGAAAAGGAGGCGGGGCCGUCCCCGCCGGGGUGACCAGAGGCCGCGGUAGCACCAGGGGAGGCAGAGGGAGAGGAAGAGGCGACAGUGGGUUCUACCAAAGAGGAGUGGAUGAUGGAGACGGGGGCUUUGGCCGCGGCCGAGAGAUGCACCGCAGUCAAAGCUGGGAUGAUAGGGGCGAGCGGCGCUUCGAGAAGCCGCUGAGGCGAGACGGCGCGCGGGUCGGCUUUGAGGAGUCGGGCUCGGUCAGCAGGAAGGACUACGCCCGCUCCGACAGCGACAACUGGCGCACCCUCCGCGAGGAGCAGGAGGACGACGACGGAGGAGAGCCAGGAGGGAGCUGGAGAAUCGCCGGAUCCCGAAGAGAGGGUACGCGCCCACGCAGACACUUCCAUUCCAGACACCGUGUGAUUUCACACAGCAGUGAAACCCAAGGUCAGAGUUGUUCAUUGUUAUUCCCCCUACUCCCCUUAGACGGGGGUCCGCGGUCGGCGGGCUGGCGAGACCACGGCAGCGGGGAGGGUCGGCGCAGGAAGUUCGACUUCGAUUUCCGCGAGGGGGACGGAGGGCGCAGGCGCGCCGGGAGCGAGGGCAUGGAGGACGAGAGGGACGGCCUGCCCGAAUGGUGCACUGACGAGGAGGACGGAGAAAUGGGCACCUUCGACUCCUCCGGAGCCUUCAUGUGCAUCAAGAAAAGCUCCAGGGAUGCCAUUCCUGAAGACCAGGAGCUGGAGUUUGAGGCGCUGGAGGAGGAAGAGGAGAGUAGUCAGGAGAAGAAGGAAAGUCCUACAGAUAAAGGAGAGAGUGAAGCUCCAAGUGUCUCGGAGGGGGAUGUGAAGUCUGGGAUCUCCUCUUCUCCUCCUGCUGCUUCUGGCCCUGCCCCCGCACUCCCCCAGUCUACCCCUACUGAGCAAGAGACUUCCUUGGCUGCUGUCACUCACCCCUCAAAGACUUGCCCCGUGAAGAACGAAGAUGGAGCACCAGCAGGUGGUAGCACUCAACAGACUCAAAGCUCAUCUGCCAGUGUUUCAUCUCCGCCCCCCGUUGCCGUUACUGACCUCCCACCACCAGGGGGGGAUACUGAGGAGGAGGAAGGCAUGAAGCACCUGCAGCAGGAGGCGGAGAAAAUGGUGGCCUCCCUGCAGGACACGACACUCGAAGAAGAGUGUUUCACUCAAGCACUUCAAGAGAGCCACAGCGCAGCUGCACACUCUCACCCGCACCCCACCGCACACGCCCACACGCACCCACCCACGCACACCCUCUCACACUCCGCCAGCGCUCUGCCUCUUUCCCACGAGUCUGCCAUGAAAUGGUUUUACAAAGACCCCCAAGGCGAGAUCCAAGGUCCUUUCACCACAGUGGAAAUGUGUGAGUGGUUCCAGGCAGGCUACUUCACCAUGUCUCUGCUGGUGAAGAGGGGCUGCGACGAGGGCUUCCAGCCCCUGGGCGACGUCAUUAAGAUGUGGGGGCGCGUGCCUUUCUCCCCUGGACCCUCACCUCCACCCUUGCUGGGAAACAUGGACCAAGAGCUGCUGAAGAAGCAGUUGGAGCAGGCAGCCACUGCAGCCUUGUACCAGCAGCUGCAAAUGAGAUUCCAGCACAUGAACAGUAGGUGUGGAGAACCAGGGAUGAUGCCUGCUAUGAACAGGUCCAUGUCAGUGCCAGACACAGGGCCAAUGUGGGACAUGCAUACCUCAGCUUCACAGCAAACAGGCGGUGAGGCCAGUCUGUGGGACUUAACAAUGACUAAUUCACCUCAGGGUCCAACUCUCGAGCAGCUGCAGAAGCUCCAGCAGGAGAGGCGUGAAGCUGAACUCAGGGUCAAACGUGAGGAAGAGGAGCGCAAGCGUCGGGAAGAGAAGAGGAGGCAGCAGGAGGAGCAGAAGAGACGGGAGGAGGAGGAGUUGUACCGGCGCAAACAGCAGUGUCGCCAGCAGCAGGAGCUGAUUAUGAAGCUGCUGCAGCAGACCCAGCAGCAGGGUAUCCAGGCAGGCUCCGGAUGGGGCGGAGCCCAGGGCGGAGCUCUGUCUAAGAGCGGGAAGAGCCUGAACCUGCUGGAGCUGGAGACGGAGAGAAUGCACAAGCAGCAGCAGCAGCAGAGAGUCCAACAGCAGCAGCAACAGCAGAGAGACAGGCAUGGGGGCCUGACGAUGGGCCAAUGGGGAGACAGCUCGGGCAGCAUGUGGACGGGAGGGGGCAUGGACGGCAAGGUCGGCAGCGGGAACAUGGUGGGGAUGGGUGUUUGGGACGAGGCAGUGAAGAACCAAGCCAGCCUCCGCAACAUGGGCCUGAAAAACAGCCGCAGCAGCCCCUCCCUCAGUGAGCAGUACAUGUUGAGUCGGAGGAAGCGCACUGAGGAAGAGGAGAAGCUGCUGAAGCUCUUACAGGGCAUGAAGCCUCAAGACGGUUUCACCACCUGGUGCGAACAGAUGCUGCACGCGCUCAACACCUCCGCCAACAACUCCUCUUCCUCACUAGACGUGGCCACCAUCGUGGCUUACCUGAAGGAGGUGGAGUCUCCUUACGAGGUUCACGACUUCAUCCGCUCUUACCUGGGAGACACCGUCGAAGCCAAAGAGUUUGCCAAGCAGUUUUUGGAGCGCCGUGCCAAACAGAAAGCCAAUCACCAGAGACAGCAACAACAGCAGCUCUCGAAGGAGAUUCCAGGCAUGAACAUGAAUUUCCCCCUGCAGUCCAUGUUUCAGGCUGCCCACAUGGGAAAGACUGGAGUUUACGACGGACAAGGAGGGAAAUUAAAGAAGAAACAGACCAUGAUGCUGCACUCAGAUCCCAGCAUCCUGGGCUAUUCAUUCCUGGGUGGCGGGGAACGGAUGAUUCUGGGGGAGAUGGAACCAGUGGAGGAUUACUGAUCCAGCAGAAUCUACCUGAGUCUACCUGAGGCCUUAAUCCUGGAGGAUUCAGCUGAAGAAUGUGCACUGCUCAGUGAGAAGGCCAAGCUCAGGCCUGGCCCACUCACUCUCAUCUCUCUCUCUCUCUCUCUCUCUCUUUCUCUCUUAAUCUCUUUCUCUCUUUGUCUCUCUCUCUCUCUCUUUUGGGAAGAGGGAAGUGAGGUUUGAUGUGCAGAGUGGAAUCUCUGUCAUCUCUUACAGUAAGCACCUUAACUAAGCUAAUGCACUUUAUAACAAAAGUUUCAAUAUUUGAAAUGGAGUUUUGUCUUUUUUUUUUUUUUAUAAUGCAAAAUGUGUGAAAAUAUUGUUGCAUAUAUUAUGUUUAGAAUAUUGAAUAUACACAGGCGUGUGUGAGGGCGUGCGUGCGUGCGUGCCUGCGUGUGUUUGAGUGUGUACACAUACAUUACAUAAACAGAGGGUGUUAACCUCUUCAUUUCACUAGGCCAGGAGUGUGAGGAUGCAACCAGGAGAGCAUU